AUGGAUGUUCUGGUAGAGGGCUUCGAGGCACCAACAGAUGCUGAAUCAGCUGACACAGUCGAAGCACAUGCCGCUCGCGACCGAAUCUCUGUUGGUAGUGGCAAUGCGGGUGUGGGGGGCAAUUCUACCCGUAGUGGAUCAUCGUUAACUACAUCCUCAUCUAAUCAAGAAAAACAUUUUCUGUAUCACAGCGAAAACAGGCUGCCCGAUCACGACGAGGAGAAUGUGACCAGGUAUUAA
This is a messenger RNA of Sphaeroforma arctica JP610, 240 nucleotides long. RefSeq lists its product as hypothetical. NCBI's taxonomy places the organism in Eukaryota, Ichthyosporea, Ichthyophonida. The record is from RefSeq and is a predicted model, not a curated record. The transcript has a single exon. The coding region runs from base 1 to 240 and encodes 79 amino acids.